Molecule: messenger RNA, 4733 nt
Organism: Toxotes jaculatrix (banded archerfish)
Lineage: Eukaryota; Metazoa; Chordata; Actinopteri; Toxotidae
Product: GTPase IMAP family member 8-like
Exons: 3
Coding region: 1191-3665 (824 amino acids)
Molecular function (GO): GTP binding
Source: RefSeq, a predicted model, not a curated record
UUUUUUAAUCAGUUUGAGAUUUGGUUUAGUUUGAGUUUUUCUCUCUGAUUAUAUUCGAGGUUCAUUUUGUUGUUUUGUGUUAUUUACACGAAUGAAUCUUUAAAAUUCAUCUGAUCACGAGGAAAAUACCGAUGAGCAACUUUUCAGAGGUGAAUUUUUACUUUCACUUUCACCGUCCGGUAGAGAAGACGCAGCGGGAAUCAGCUGGUGAGUGAACUUCACCAAACACGAUGAAUAAACAGGUGAAUACAGCCAGGGCAGGUGAGACAGGUGAUGUUCUCAGGUGAGUGAGGUGAGCCCGUGAGUGUCCGCGUUCAGCCCGAGGCCGCUGAGACCACAGCCCGGGAAACAGUCAGCUGAGGCCGCUCAGACAGUAACCACAGCCCGGACACAGCACGAACUAACAUCACAUUAUACGAUGAAAUAAAAAUAAAUAAAACAAACAGGCUCCGCAGCUGGACGGACACACACGGCAGCUGUUUCAGGUGAGUGAGGGAAACCUGAGGAGCCGGAAGUGAAGCGCCAGAGUUCACCUGUGAGUUUACCUUUGAAAAAAAUGGAGACGGUUUGUGAGAAUAACAGAAGAACUGAAGAGUUUGUGAGUUUCUGAUUUUAUUCAUCUGUUUCAGUAAAAACAGUUUGUGUUUGACCGCAGAGGGAACACAGGAGGACUUUACUCCUUCUACUACUCUGCUCCUACAGGCUUCCUGCUGCUACUGCAAGUCUGUGUAAUAACUGAUAACACACCUGAACAGGUGGAGGUAGAGAAUGAGAAAAUCCUGCCAUUUAAAAGCUGGGACCUAAAAGCCUGUGGCGUUUUGUCUUUUUGCUUGAAAAUGAUCAACCGUACCUGAGAGGAAAGGUCUGUGUGAUAAAUACCUGCAGCAGACGUCACAUUAAAGCUCCACACCGAUAACCAGAAUAUUUACACAGGAACACCUGUGCUUCAGAGUGAGAGGUCUGUUACAUGAAUUUGCUUCUUUCUUUCUUUCUUUCUUUCUUCAGCUUCUGUUUGUUUUUGCGGUGAAAUGUUCACCUGAAACUGUCGGACGCGUCACUGAGGGACAGACGAGGACAGAAAACAGGAAACGAUCCAGCGUCUGCAUCACACCUGUGUCUGAGCUUUUUAAAAUCCAGCUGUUGGCCUCCAGCUGUGCUGCUGCUCCUGGUGUUUCCAGCACGGUGACAGUAUGGCAGCUGCUGCAACAUCUGUGUCUGAGCUGAGGGUUGUUCUGCUGGGGAACAGCUGGUCUGAGAGGAGCUCAGUGGGGAACUUCAUACUGGGACAGACUGAGUUUGACACUGAGGGACAACCAGACCUUCAGACAGCCAGAGGACAGUGGAAGGACAAAGAAAUAGUUCUCAUCAACAGCCCAGAUCUGCUGCUUCCUGAUGUCUCUGAAGACAGACUAAGACAAUAUGUAGAGGACUGUGUGAGAGUCUCUGAUCCUGGACCUCAUGUGUUCCUGCUGGUUCUACAGCCUGAAGACUUCACUGAGGACCACAGACUGAGGCUCUGCAGAGUCCUUCAGCUCUUCAGUGAUCGAUCAUUUGAUCAUUCACUGGUUCUGAUAUCAACACCCAGAGAGGAGAGUCCAGGCUCCAUGGAACAGUACAGGCAGCAUCCACCACUAAAACACAUGAUCACAGCAUGUAGAUACAGAUGUUUGUGGCUGAAGCAUCUGGAACAUCCAGAGCUGUUAACACGGUUGGGUCAGAUUGUGCAGGAGAACAACACAGAGCAUCUGAGCUGUGACGUGUUUGAUGAUGAGGAUUCAGGUUUAACCAUGAAACCAAAGUCUGGACACAUCGAACCUCCUCUGAACCUGGUUCUGUGUGGGAGGAGAGGAGCAGGGAAGACUUCAGCAGCCAAGGCCAUUUUAGGUCAGACAGAGCUUCGUUCAGUGUCCAACUCAUCAGAGUGUGUUAGACAUCAGGGAGAGGUGUGUGGACGUCGGGUUUCCCUGGUGGAGCUUCCUGCCUUGUUUGGAAAACCUCCGGAGACAGUGAUGGAGGAAUCACUCAGGUGUGUCUCCCUCUGUGACCCUGAGGGCGUCCAUGCCUUCAUCCUGGUCCUACCUGUGGAUCCCCUCACUGAUGAAGACAAGGGAGAGUUAGAGACCAUCCAGACCACAUUCAGCUCUCCAGUCUAUGAUUUCACCAUCAUUCUGUUCACUGUGGAGUCAGAUCAUACUGAUCCAGCUGUUGUUAACUUUCUGAAUGAAAGUCAGUUGAUCCAGGAGCUCCGUCAGAGCUGUGGAGGAAGAUCUGUUGUUCUCAACAUCAGGGACAAGCAGCAGGUCCCUGAGCUGUUGGACGCUGUGGACCAGAUGAGAGUUAAAGGAUCCAGAUGCUUCAACAAGGACGCGUUCACCAAGGCUCAGAUGGAGAAGGUUGUAAAACUGAAAGCUGAACUGCAGGAUGUGAGACAGACUCAGAUGGGAGGUGAGAGAGAGGGAGAUCAGAGCAGAGAGCCUCUCAGGAUGGUGCUGAUUGGACGGACUGGCAGCGGGAAGAGUGCGACAGCAAACACCAUUUUAGGCAAAAAGCAUUUCAUACCCAGAAUCCCUCCAAAACCACCGACCAAGUUCUGUGAGAGCGCGGCCGGAGACAUCGAUGGACGACCUGCUGUUGUGGUCAACACCCCCGGUUUGUUUGAUACAACUCUCUCUGAUGAUGAGAUUAAGCAGGAGCUUCGCAGAUGCAGAAACAUGUUGUCUCCGGGACCUCACGCGUUCUUACUGGUGCUGCAGAUCGGGAACGUUACACAAGCGGAAACAGACUCUGUCGAACUGAUAAAGAGGGUUUUUGGUGAAAAGUCAAGAGAUUUCAUCAUCGUUUUAUUCACCAGAGGAGAUGAACUGGAGGAUCAGCCAUUCGAGAGUUAUGUCAAAAACUGUGAUGAGUCUGUCAAACAACUGAUCAAUGUCUGCGGAGGAAGAUAUCAGGUCUUUAAUAACAAAGACGACACAAACCGCACACAAGUCCGUGACCUGCGGACCAAGAUCGAGACCAUGCUGAAGGAAAGUGGAGGCAGCUGCUACGACCCUGAGAUGUCUGAGGAAUCCACUCAAAUACAGGUGGAGAGGAUUGUGAAAGAGAAGGAGGAAGAGAUGAAGAGAAAGGAGGAGAACCUGAGGAGAAAACACGAGGGAGAUUUAAAAAGACUGGAAAGGAAAAUCAGCGAACAGAGAGGAGAAAUUGAAGAGGAGAGAAAACUAAGAGCUAAACAGCUGAAGGACAAAGACGAAUGCAUCAACAAGCAGCGUGAGGAGAGAAAGAAAGAACGGGAGGAAGACGAAAAGAGACGGAAGAAACACGAAGAAACUCUGCGACAGGACUGGAGAAGAAAACUGGAAGCUUUGGACAAAAGUGUUCAGUCUGAAAGAGAGCAAAAGGAAGCUGCUGAGAGGAAGCUGGAGCAGAGCAGGAGGGAGAUGAAGAGAGACCGAGAGGCUUGGGACAAAGAGAAAAAGGACAUGUGGGAACGAAUGCAUCAGGACCUCAGGCAGAACCUGGAGGAGGAGAAAAGCAGCUUCAGGAAGCUGCAGGAGGAGUACCAUCGCAAGAGGAGAAAAUGGACAUACGGCUUGUUUGGGCUAAUGUUGAUGCUAGCACUUUUAUUGUGUUACGUAUUUCCUCACAUACUGCACAGCCACAGCUAAACAGCUGAUGAACUCACUAAUAAACAGGUGUUAAGGUGUUUACACACAAAGACAGUGAGGACAAAGACUGUGAGGACAAAGACCGUGAGGACAAAGACUGAGGAUGAACAUGGAGUCUCUUCACUCUGACUGUGUGAAGCCUUUGCUGCUCACUAAGGCUGCUAGCUAACACUAGCCACUCUGUUAAAGCAGCAUAUUAAAAUGUAUGUUAUUACUUGACACUGAUUAUAUUUCUGUCAUUGAUCAGAGUUGUAGAACUCAUGUUCACUUUAUCACAAACAUUUGAUCACGAUUGAAAAAUGAUGUGUUUCAUGUAAAGUUCUUUUCCAUUCGUCCUGAGUUCAGCGCUCUGUGUGUCGGGUCGGUUUUCUCAGCCUGCAGCUCACACAGUGACACAUCAGGGUUGAUGGAGCUGAGAUAAGAGUUUCCUGUUGUUCUCCUGAAGUGAUUAAUGUGAUCAUUUUACCUGAGAGCAUGAACAGGAGCAGUUUGCAUGACGAGCCAGUUCACCUGUUAUUCAUCUGCCUUCACCUUGUUCCUUUUAAACACUUUAACUUCCACAGUAUUUGUGGACUGUUUGAAGCUGGAGCCUGUUUCUGAAGCUGCAUGGAAGCAAACGUGUUGGGAGACGUUUGCUUUGCUGCUUCUUUUGUGCAGAGAUAGUUGUUUUUGUCGAGUUAUUCACGUCUAAUUCCAGAGAAUCGUUUCAGAUCCUUAUGUAACUUUAGACCGUGGGUCAGUGUGUUAGUGGUAAAUCUGCUAUAACAGAACUUUAAGUAAUAUAUGAAGAGUAUACAUGUCUAAAUGAGGAUGUGGCCGACAGUGCUCUGUAUGAAGAAGCAGAAACUGACAGAAGACUUAAUGUGUCGUCAUAUUGAUUCAUUUAUCACAGUAUUGAUUGAAAAUAUUGAGUCUUGAAUCUUGAGCUGAUGCUGUUGCAGUUAAUCUGCUGUUAACUGAAUGUUGAUCUGAUAUUUAUCUGAUGAUCACAGAGGCUGUUGAAUGGCUACGUGUUUAUUUGCACAGCACGUACAACAGAGAUGUUUUAAUAAAAUGAUUUUUAACCUC